AACUUAAACUAGUCAGUGCCUGGUCACACUCAGUCCAUACAGCUGUGGCGUCUUUAUUAAAAAUUGAAAUUGUUUCCUUUGUUAUUUUUUAAAAAGCGCAUUUUUAGACAACUUUUUACCAUGGAACCCAUGACGCUGGGCAGUCCGGUCAACAGCCCCGGCUCGAACCAGAGCCAGUACCUGCCGCCCUUCCUCCUGGGCGAUCCCCAAGGCCUGACGCCGCACAAGAACACGCUGUCGCCGAAGACCGGCCGCUAUAAUGUUAGUUUUGCCACUUCCCCCGGCGGCAGCAGUCCGCACGAGUUCAACCGCUCCGCCCUGAACACCCGCACACUGUUUGGCGCCCAAUCUGCCGCUGCUGCUGCUGGCGGCGCCCACAAUCUCUCCCAGCCUGCAGUCGGAGGCAGUGCCACGCCUAGCCACGCGCACACAUUGAGCCACCACCAGGCGGGACCGCCCACCCAGGGCCUCUUCGAUUCGCUGCGGGAAACGAACGCCACGCCGCAGCAGCGCAACCAUCAGUUGAGCAUGCUGCAGGUGCAGUCACCCAACCAGAGCUACCAAAGCUACCAGACCAACGAUUCGUUUGCACCCGGGCCACCCAAUGGCAUCAAUGCCUCCAUGCGGGCCAUGUACUCGCCCCUGGGCUCCAUCGCCUCACCAGGAGCAGUAGGAGGAGCAGGAGUGGGAGUAGGAGGAGCAGGCGCAACACCAUCGGGCAACUCCCGCCUAGCCGACUUCUGGGUCACCAUCUUCGGCUUCUCGCCCGGGGCCAGCUCCAUGGUGCUGCAGCACUUUACCCUGUGCGGCAUCAUCGUGGACGUGGUGCAUGCCCCCCAGAACGGCAACUGGAUGCACGUGCGGUUCUCCUCGCGCAUCGAGAGCGACAAGGCGCUGAACUACAACCACAAGGUGAUCGCCGGCAAUGUGAUGGUGGGCGUGGCCCGCUGCACGGAGCGCUCGGUGAUCGACAAAGAGAACAGCAGCGGCCUGGCCAAUGCCAAUGCAUCGGACGCAAUAGCCAGCAGCCCCACCGCGGUGCGUCCGUUUGCCCAGCAGUCGUACAAGCUGGCCCGCGACGGAAACACCAUCUCGCCCUCAAAGGAGGUGCCCCAGAAGAGCUCCGGCCUGAUGAACAAGGCCAUGGACCUCAUAUUCGGCUGGUGAGAGGGCUGAGAAGCUGGGAAGCAGUCUUUUUCCGGCUACUUAUUUAAUAAUCACUGCGAACAUCCAGCAUACAUACAUACAUACUUAUUAAAAAGAGAUACAAUAGCAA
This is a messenger RNA of Drosophila gunungcola (fruit fly), 1276 nucleotides long. It is a transcript of the gene Nup35, whose product is annotated as nucleoporin Nup35. The transcript is spliced from 2 exons. Gene Ontology annotation, molecular function: single-stranded DNA binding; structural constituent of nuclear pore; phospholipid binding. NCBI's taxonomy places the organism in Eukaryota, Metazoa, Arthropoda, Insecta, Diptera, Drosophilidae. Bases 121 to 1167 code for a protein of 348 amino acids. Gene Ontology annotation, biological process: nuclear pore organization; NLS-bearing protein import into nucleus; regulation of DNA-templated transcription. The record is from RefSeq and is a predicted model, not a curated record. Gene Ontology annotation, cellular component: nuclear pore central transport channel; nuclear pore nuclear basket; nuclear membrane.